AGGUUACAGUGGUCUGUGGAAACGAGAAUUUACUUUGUUUGUCGAGUGUUUUUCGCAGGAGAACUUUACUUUGUUUAUCAAUUGGGCGCCAAAUUUUGAAAAUGCUCGCGGAAAUGCCUCCAAUACAAUCGAUUCCUUCAAACAGACGAAAACGACCGUUUGGUUUAACAAACAACUUACAACUUGACGAAAGACCAGACUUUCAGGUUCAAAACUUGCAGUCAAUACAAUCAAUACAAUUCGUACAAUCGUUUGGAUGUUGUAGCGAUGAGAAUUUAUUCGGUGAAACUAUAGAUCGACCCCCACUGGAGACUCUCGGCGAGUUGGACAUAGAUCGAGAGCAAUGCGAAUGUAUCAUACAACGGAAGGAGCAGCUAAGAAGGUUCCGCAUAAAGAGUAAGCAGAUGGCAACGAAGCAGUUGGCUGGUGUCGCUAAACACUCUGCCAUUGUCCCUGAAGUUAUGGAGAUAUCCAGCAUGCAUAGUCCGAAUUUGGAGGUGCCAAUUGAGGUGGAUAAGCGGCAGUGUCGAAUCAUUUGUCGGUUGUCUCAACACGACAGCAAAGGCACAAUGGCUGAUAACCAAAAGAAGCUAGAAAAUAUAAAUGGCAAAAAGUUUAACAUCAUAUAUAAGGUAAUAGAUAUAUCCUCGGACGAAUCCAGUAAAGACGAUGACUACACAGGGAGCAGUAGUUCCACAAGUGAGGACCCUAGAACUCCGCGGCGUACCAAACGGUUAUCCAAGCUCAAGAGAUUUUAUUUGCGACAUAAGUUUCAGAAAGUGGAGCAUAUAAAUCACUUGAAAACAGAACGGGAUCAAAGCUUCAAUAAAGCCACUGGAGCAGAACCAUUAAGAAAAUGUUCAGCAAAUCAUCCUGUAAGGGCGACGGAAACGAAUAUUAAGGAAUUGGAUCUGUAUGAGCUGCACAACUUUGCAAUCAAUUUGGAUUUCAGUAAACUAAUCAAAUUCAGUGAUAUCUUAGAAGAGAUCGAACGCAUGGAUGUGAAGGACAGUAACCAACAGCACAACAAGGUACACACUCACGCCAAGGAUAUCAGUUCUAAUCUGGCUGCAGCCAAAUCAUUUCGACCAGAACCAAUUCAACAAAACAGAAAUUAACACACCUCUCCCCUUCCCUCUUGGGCAAUAAAAAAAAUUGAGAAUUUCCAAACAUUGAACGCUUCUAAUUGCCAACUAGGCUGAGGUCCAGGCCGACUGAUGUUCGUCUGCCUGUCUGCCUUGCCUGCCAGAACGGACAUCGAUUGCCAAAAAUAUGAAUGCCAUUUGCCUCUCUCUCGCUGAACAAUCAACCCAUCCUUGUGGCUGUUGUUGCAGUGGUGGCUGUGGCACCGCGGCAUGUCAACACACUGUGUUGUUCCCGUGUGGUGGCUGGGUGAAAUGUUAGCUGGUUGGGACUCCCAAUUCCAAUCAACCACAGCGGACACAUCAACAUUUCGUGCGCCGCCAAAAGCUUGUUCUAAUCCAAUCAAAUCUCAAAUGCGGUUGUUACCCAAUUCGUUUGGGGAGCGACAACAACACAAUUGUACAGUGGCAUCAAUUUCGUACUUUUUUGUGCACAAAAGAAUUCACAAAGGAACAGCAUCAGUUAA
Molecule: messenger RNA, 1609 nt
Organism: Drosophila grimshawi
Lineage: Eukaryota; Metazoa; Arthropoda; Insecta; Diptera; Drosophilidae
Exons: 3
Coding region: 102-1118 (338 amino acids)
Source: RefSeq, a predicted model, not a curated record